UUAGAGGAAAACCCAGUGCUCAUGUCUCUUUUCAGCAUGGACACCAACCACCCCAGAACCUACAACCACAACGGAACCGCCCCCUCCCAGCCAAGAGUCCUGCCUGGUGUCGGGUGACCCGCAUUAUUACACCUUUGACAAGCAGACUCACCACUUCAUGGGCAACUGCACCUAUACUCUCUCCCGGCUGUGCGAGCGGAACAGCUCUCGACUGCCCUAUUUCAACGUGGAAGCGAGCAACGAGCACAGAGGGGGCAACACGCACGUCUCCUACGUGGAGAGCGUGGACGUUGAUGUCUUUGGCAUCCGGGUCACCCUGGGAAAGGGAGGAAGAGUGAAGGUGGGCGGGCAGCCAGUCGUCGUCCCCUCCACCCCAACACGGGGCGUGGAGAUCUUACCCAGCGGCUCCUACACGGUGGUUUCUACGGAAUUUGGGUUGAGAGUCAAGUUUGACGGAGACCACCAAGUGGAAGUGUCGCUCCCCAGCACGUAUGAGGGCGAGGUCUGCGGCAUGUGUGGCAACUACAACGGGGAUCCUUCCGACGAUUUCCUCAACCCCCGUGGGGAACCAGAGCCUGACUCCACCAGCCUGGGCAACAGCUGGCAGGUGGCCAACCUCACCAGUUGCUCCUCAGGCUCCGCUCCUGUCUGCACGGAGGCCGAGAAAGACACAGCCGAGAGCAGCGGUUUCUGCGGACGGCUGACGGACACGAGCGGGCCGUUCAGACACUGCCAUAGCGCCUUGGACCCGACGGGGCAUUUUGCCAGCUGCCUUUAUGAUCAGUGCGCCUUGCACUUAGAUCCAGGCUCCCUCUGCAGGAGCUUGCAGUCCUACGCAGACGCCUGCCAGUCCCUGGGAAUUCCCAUAGAGCCCUGGAGGAACUCGACCUUUUGUCCCAUCCGAUGCGCGCUCCACAGCCACUAUGAGCCAUGCGCCAACGCCUGUCCAUCCACUUGCGUGAACCCAAGCGCUCCGGCCACCUGCAAUUGGCCAUGCACGGAAGCCUGCGUCUGCGACCCUGGGUUCUUCCUCAACGAUGGCACCUGUGUGCCCAGCCAGCAGUGUGGGUGCUGGCACCAGGGUAAGCAUUAUCCCGUGGGCUCCAGCUUUUGGACCGACGACACCUGCUCCACCAGAUGCACGUGCCCCAGUCGAGGUGGCCAGCUGAGCUGCUCCGGCGCUUCCUGCCCAAAAGAUCAUUACUGCGGAGUCCAAAACGGCGUCCCAGAGUGCUACCUUCAUACCUAUGGGGUCUGCCGCGUCCACAACGACCCUCAUUACAACACCUUUGACAAAAUGACCCACCACUUCAUGGGCAGCUGCACCUACACCCUGGUCAAGGUCUGCACCAAUGAGACCGGGCUGCCCUACUUUAACGUCGAGGCCAAGAACGAGCAUCGCGGGAAUCCCUCCGUGUCCUACGUUCAGCGGGUCCUGGUGGAGGUUUACGGGCAGCGGAUUGAAAUUCUCAAAGGACACAAGGGUCAAGUGCUGGUGAACAAAGUGCUUACCAGCCUUUCUGUGCGCAAGCUGAACGACUCGGUGAAAGUGGGCGUAAAUGGACGCUACGUGACCCUAGAAACCGAUUUCGGGCUGACGGUCUCUUACGACACAGAUCACUCGGUGGAAAUCAGGGUCCCCACCACCUUCUUCAACAAGACCUGCGGCAUGUGCGGGAACUUCAACAGCCGCAGGCAGGAUGACUACAUGAUGCCCAACGGAGAGCAAGCCGAGGAUUCCAAUCAGCUGGGAAAGAGCUGGCAAGUUCCCAAUGCGGAGUACGACCCCCCCAAUUGCAGGGACACACCACCGCCACCCCCUUGUCCCCCUGAGCUGAGAAAUCUCUAUGGGACAGAGGCCUACUGCGGACAACUUACCAGUAGCCAGGGACCGUUGGCAGCCUGCCACUCCGCAAUCAACCCCGAGAGCUUCUUCACCAGUUGCGUCUUUGACCUGUGUGCCUUGAAUGGGUCCCCGGAGGCCUUGUGUGGUGCUCUGGAGGCUUAUGCUGACGCCUGCCAGAGAGCUGGCUUGCAUCUUCCCAACUGGCGGAAUGCCACUUCCUGCAUGAUCCCUUGCGAUGCUCAUAGCCAUUACAACGUGUGCACCACUUCCUGCCCCGCCACCUGUUCCAGCCCACUGGCUCCAGGGAACUGCAGCAAGCCUUGCGUGGAGGGCUGCGAAUGCGACGAGGGUUUUGUCCUCAGCGAAGCACGGUGUGUGCCGCGGGAGGACUGCGGCUGCCUGGAUGGAGACCAAUAUUACGAGAAAGGAGAGACGUUCUGGCAGUCGGAUUGUCUCGGCCGAUGUCGCUGUGCAGAAAAUGGCAGCUUGGACUGUAAGCCGGACAGUUGCAAACCAGGCCAAGUCUGUAAAGUGCAGCAUGGCAUCCUGGGCUGCUACCCUGCAGACAAGGCCACCUGCCACAUCUACGGAGACCCCCACUAUGUCACCUUCGACGGCCGACUCUACCAUUUCCAGGGUGGGUGCAAUUACACUGCAGUCGAAAUCUGCAGCAACUCCUCCGAGCGCUUCUCGGUGACGACUCGGAACGAACAUCGCGGGAGCCCGCACUGGACGGCUCUCAACUCGGUGGCCAUCUCGUUGAGAAACAUACACUUGGCUCUGAGGAAGAACAAGGAGGUCUACGUGAAUGGAGCCAAAGUUGAUCUUCCUCUGAAGCUACACCCAGAGCUUCGGGUGGAGGAGCAGCCUCCAUAUGUGGUUGUCGACAGCCCCCUUGGCUUUCUGGUGAAGUUUGAUGGAGAUCAGGAGCUGUUCAUCCAAGUGGACGAGAGAUACCAGGGACACCUAUGUGGGCUGUGUGGCACGUACUCGGGCAGCCAGCUGGAUGAUUUCCAACGGCCAGAUGGGAUCCUGGAUCACGAUCCCAACAAAUUUGGCAACAGCUGGAGAGUGGCAGAUGGCCAGUGGAGUUGUCUCCCAGAACCACCACCCCCACCCCACUGCGACCCUGCGCAAGAGGCAGCUUUCGAAGAUCUGUGCAGAGUGGUUCUGUCCACAAACGGGCCUUUUGCGGACUGCCAUUGGAGCAUCCCUCCUCAGCUGUACUUCGAGAGCUGCGUGUAUGACCAGUGUGCCACCGGGGGACAUACAGGGCAGUUGUGCAAAAGUCUGGAAGCAUAUGCCGCCGCCUGCGAAGGGAACGGCGUAGACCUCGGCGACUGGAGAAAGGAUACGGCUUGCGCAUGGAUUACUACCACCCCUGGAGAUUCUACCACCAGCCCGACCCCUCCCACACCAGAUCCGGUAGCGCGCUGCAACUUCUCCUGCUCCUUCGAGGAGGACUUCUGCUCCUGGACCCAAUCGUCCACUGACAGCUUUGACUGGAGACGGCACAAAGGCCCAACAUCCUCGCCGGACACAGGACCCUCGUACGACCACACCACUGGAGGGGGCUAUUUCAUUUACCUGGAUGGAAGCGAUGCCAACCCUGGUGAUGUGGCACACUUGAUUAGCCCUACAUGCAACCCUCAGAGGCCCCUGUGCUUCCGCUUCUGGUAUCACAUGUAUGGCGUAGCCCGCACGAUGGCGCUGCGCUUUUAUGUCAGCUUGGAUGAUGGACCACGUUUUCUGGUCUGGUCUGAAACGGGGAACAAGGGCAGCCGGUGGCAGGCAGCAGAAUUCAGCGUGGUUCACAAAGGAAGGGUGAAGGUGGGCGGGCAGCCAGUCGUCGUCCCCUCCACCCCAACACGGGGCGUGGAGAUCUUACCCAGCGGCUCCUACACGGUGGUUUCUACGGAAUUUGGGUUGAGAGUCAAGUUUGACGGAGACCACCAAGUGGAAGUGUCGCUCCCCAGCACGUAUGAGGGCGAGGUCUGCGGCAUGUGUGGCAACUACAACGGGGAUCCUUCCGACGAUUUCCUCAACCCCCGUGGGGAACCAGAGCCUGACUCCACCAGCCUGGGCAACAGCUGGCAGGUGGCCAACCUCACCAGUUGCUCCUCAGGCUCCGCUCCUGUCUGCACGGAGGCCGAGAAAGACACAGCCGAGAGCAGCGGUUUCUGCGGACGGCUGACGGACACGAGCGGGCCGUUCAGACACUGCCAUAGCGCCUUGGACCCGACGGGGCAUUUUGCCAGCUGCCUUUAUGAUCAGUGCGCCUUGCACUUAGAUCCAGGCUCCCUCUGCAGGAGCUUGCAGUCCUACGCAGACGCCUGCCAGUCCCUGGGAAUUCCCAUAGAGCCCUGGAGGAACUCGACCUUUUGUCCCAUCCGAUGCGCGCUCCACAGCCACUAUGAGCCAUGCGCCAACGCCUGUCCAUCCACUUGCGUGAACCCAAGCGCUCCGGCCACCUGCAAUUGGCCAUGCACGGAAGCCUGCGUCUGCGACCCUGGGUUCUUCCUCAACGAUGGCACCUGUGUGCCCAGCCAGCAGUGUGGGUGCUGGCACCAGGGUAAGCAUUAUCCCGUGGGCUCCAGCUUUUGGACCGACGACACCUGCUCCACCAGAUGCACGUGCCCCAGUCGAGGUGGCCAGCUGAGCUGCUCCGGCGCUUCCUGCCCAAAAGAUCAUUACUGCGGAGUCCAAAACGGCGUCCCAGAGUGCUACCUUCAUACCUAUGGGGUCUGCCGCGUCCACAACGACCCUCAUUACAACACCUUUGACAAAAUGACCCACCACUUCAUGGGCAGCUGCACCUACACCCUGGUCAAGGUCUGCACCAAUGAGACCGGGCUGCCCUACUUUAACGUCGAGGCCAAGAACGAGCAUCGCGGGAAUCCCUCCGUGUCCUACGUUCAGCGGGUCCUGGUGGAGGUUUACGGGCAGCGGAUUGAAAUUCUCAAAGGACACAAGGGUCAAGUGCUGGUGAACAAAGUGCUUACCAGCCUUUCUGUGCGCAAGCUGAACGACUCGGUGAAAGUGGGCGUAAAUGGACGCUACGUGACCCUAGAAACCGAUUUCGGGCUGACGGUCUCUUACGACACAGAUCACUCGGUGGAAAUCAGGGUCCCCACCACCUUCUUCAACAAGACCUGCGGCAUGUGCGGGAACUUCAACAGCCGCAGGCAGGAUGACUACAUGAUGCCCAACGGAGAGCAAGCCGAGGAUUCCAAUCAGCUGGGAAAGAGCUGGCAAGUUCCCAAUGCGGAGUACGACCCCCCCAAUUGCAGGGACACACCACCGCCACCCCCUUGUCCCCCUGAGCUGAGAAAUCUCUAUGGGACAGAGGCCUACUGCGGACAACUUACCAGUAGCCAGGGACCGUUGGCAGCCUGCCACUCCGCAAUCAACCCCGAGAGCUUCUUCACCAGUUGCGUCUUUGACCUGUGUGCCUUGAAUGGGUCCCCGGAGGCCUUGUGUGGUGCUCUGGAGGCUUAUGCUGACGCCUGCCAGAGAGCUGGCUUGCAUCUUCCCAACUGGCGGAAUGCCACUUCCUGCAUGAUCCCUUGCGAUGCUCAUAGCCAUUACAACGUGUGCACCACUUCCUGCCCCGCCACCUGUUCCAGCCCACUGGCUCCAGGGAACUGCAGCAAGCCUUGCGUGGAGGGCUGCGAAUGCGACGAGGGUUUUGUCCUCAGCGAAGCACGGUGUGUGCCGCGGGAGGACUGCGGCUGCCUGGAUGGAGACCAAUAUUACGAGAAAGGAGAGACGUUCUGGCAGUCGGAUUGUCUCGGCCGAUGUCGCUGUGCAGAAAAUGGCAGCUUGGACUGUAAGCCGGACAGUUGCAAACCAGGCCAAGUCUGUAAAGUGCAGCAUGGCAUCCUGGGCUGCUACCCUGCAGACAAGGCCACCUGCCACAUCUACGGAGACCCCCACUAUGUCACCUUCGAUGGCCGACUCUACCAUUUCCAGGGUGGGUGCAAUUACACUGCAGUCGAAAUCUGCAGCAACUCCUCCGAGCGCUUCUCGGUGACGACUCGGAACGAACAUCGCGGGAGCCCGCACUGGACGGCUCUCAACUCGGUGGCCAUCUCGUUGAGAAACAUACACUUGGCUCUGAGGAAGAACAAGGAGGUCUACGUGAAUGGAGCCAAAGUUGAUCUUCCUCUGAAGCUACACCCAGAGCUUCGGGUGGAGGAGCAGCCUCCAUAUGUGGUUGUCGACAGCCCCCUUGGCUUUCUGGUGAAGUUUGAUGGAGAUCAGGAGCUGUUCAUCCAAGUGGACGAGAGAUACCAGGGACACCUAUGUGGGCUGUGUGGCACGUACUCGGGCAGCCAGCUGGAUGAUUUCCAACGGCCAGAUGGGAUCCUGGAUCACGAUCCCAACAAAUUUGGCAACAGCUGGAGAGUGGCAGAUGGCCAGUGGAGUUGUCUCCCAGAACCACCACCCCCACCCCACUGCGACCCUGCGCAAGAGGCAGCUUUCGAAGAUCUGUGCAGAGUGGUUCUGUCCACAAACGGGCCUUUUGCGGACUGCCAUUGGAGCAUCCCUCCUCAGCUGUACUUCGAGAGCUGCGUGUAUGACCAGUGUGCCACCGGGGGACAUACAGGGCAGUUGUGCAAAAGUCUGGAAGCAUAUGCCGCCGCCUGCGAAGGGAACGGCGUAGACCUCGGCGACUGGAGAAAGGAUACGGCUUGCGCAUGGAUUACUACCACCCCUGGAGAUUCUACCACCAGCCCGACCCCUCCCACACCAGAUCCGGUAGCGCGCUGCAACUUCUCCUGCUCCUUCGAGGAGGACUUCUGCUCCUGGACCCAAUCGUCCACUGACAGCUUUGACUGGAGACGGCACAAAGGCCCAACAUCCUCGCCGGACACAGGACCCUCGUACGACCACACCACUGGAGGGGGCUAUUUCAUUUACCUGGAUGGAAGCGAUGCCAACCCUGGUGAUGUGGCACACUUGAUUAGCCCUACAUGCAACCCUCAGAGGCCCCUGUGCUUCCGCUUCUGGUAUCACAUGUAUGGCGUAGCCCGCACGAUGGCGCUGCGCUUUUAUGUCAGCUUGGAUGAUGGACCACGUUUUCUGGUCUGGUCUGAAACGGGGAACAAGGGCAGCCGGUGGCAGGCAGCAGAAUUCAGCGUGGUUCACAAAGGAAGGGUGAAGGUGGGCGGGCAGCCAGUCGUCGUCCCCUCCACCCCAACACGGGGCGUGGAGAUCUUACCCAGCGGCUCCUACACGGUGGUUUCUACGGAAUUUGGGUUGAGAGUCAAGUUUGACGGAGACCACCAAGUGGAAGUGUCGCUCCCCAGCACGUAUGAGGGCGAGGUCUGCGGCAUGUGUGGCAACUACAACGGGGAUCCUUCCGACGAUUUCCUCAACCCCCGUGGGGAACCAGAGCCUGACUCCACCAGCCUGGGCAACAGCUGGCAGGUGGCCAACCUCACCAGUUGCUCCUCAGGCUCCGCUCCUGUCUGCACGGAGGCCGAGAAAGACACAGCCGAGAGCAGCGGUUUCUGCGGACGGCUGACGGACACGAGCGGGCCGUUCAGACACUGCCAUAGCGCCUUGGACCCGACGGGGCAUUUUGCCAGCUGCCUUUAUGAUCAGUGCGCCUUGCACUUAGAUCCAGGCUCCCUCUGCAGGAGCUUGCAGUCCUACGCAGACGCCUGCCAGUCCCUGGGAAUUCCCAUAGAGCCCUGGAGGAACUCGACCUUUUGUCCCAUCCGAUGCGCGCUCCACAGCCACUAUGAGCCAUGCGCCAACGCCUGUCCAUCCACUUGCGUGAACCCAAGCGCUCCGGCCACCUGCAAUUGGCCAUGCACGGAAGCCUGCGUCUGCGACCCUGGGUUCUUCCUCAACGAUGGCACCUGUGUGCCCAGCCAGCAGUGUGGGUGCUGGCACCAGGGUAAGCAUUAUCCCGUGGGCUCCAGCUUUUGGACCGACGACACCUGCUCCACCAGAUGCACGUGCCCCAGUCGAGGUGGCCAGCUGAGCUGCUCCGGCGCUUCCUGCCCAAAAGAUCAUUACUGCGGAGUCCAAAACGGCGUCCCAGAGUGCUACCUUCAUACCUAUGGGGUCUGCCGCGUCCACAACGACCCUCAUUACAACACCUUUGACAAAAUGACCCACCACUUCAUGGGCAGCUGCACCUACACCCUGGUCAAGGUCUGCACCAAUGAGACCGGGCUGCCCUACUUUAACGUCGAGGCCAAGAAUGAGCAUCGCGGGAAUCCCUCCGUGUCCUACGUUCAGCGGGUCCUGGUGGAGGUUUACGGGCAGCGGAUUGAAAUUCUCAAAGGACACAAGGGUCAAGUGCUGGUGAACAAAGUGCUUACCAGCCUUUCUGUGCGCAAGCUGAACGACUCGGUGAAAGUGGGCGUAAAUGGACGCUACGUGACCCUAGAAACCGAUUUCGGGCUGACGGUCUCUUACGACACAGAUCACUCGGUGGAAAUCAGGGUCCCCACCACCUUCUUCAACAAGACCUGCGGCAUGUGCGGGAACUUCAACAGCCGCAGGCAGGAUGACUACAUGAUGCCCAACGGAGAGCAAGCCGAGGAUUCCAAUCAGCUGGGAAAGAGCUGGCAAGUUCCCAAUGCGGAGUACGACCCCCCCAAUUGCAGGGACACACCACCGCCACCCCCUUGUCCCCCUGAGCUGAGAAAUCUCUAUGGGACAGAGGCCUACUGCGGACAACUUACCAGUAGCCAGGGACCGUUGGCAGCCUGCCACUCCGCAAUCAACCCCGAGAGCUUCUUCACCAGUUGCGUCUUUGACCUGUGUGCCUUGAAUGGGUCCCCGGAGGCCUUGUGUGGUGCUCUGGAGGCUUAUGCUGACGCCUGCCAGAGAGCUGGCUUGCAUCUUCCCAACUGGCGGAAUGCCACUUCCUGCAUGAUCCCUUGCGAUGCUCAUAGCCAUUACAACGUGUGCACCACUUCCUGCCCCGCCACCUGUUCCAGCCCACUGGCUCCAGGGAACUGCAGCAAGCCUUGCGUGGAGGGCUGCGAAUGCGACGAGGGUUUUGUCCUCAGCGAAGCACGGUGUGUGCCGCGGGAGGACUGCGGCUGCCUGGAUGGAGACCAAUAUUACGAGAAAGGAGAGACGUUCUGGCAGUCGGAUUGUCUCGGCCGAUGUCGCUGUGCAGAAAAUGGCAGCUUGGACUGUAAGCCGGACAGUUGCAAACCAGGCCAAGUCUGUAAAGUGCAGCAUGGCAUCCUGGGCUGCUACCCUGCAGACAAGGCCACCUGCCACAUCUACGGAGACCCCCACUAUGUCACCUUCGACGGCCGACUCUACCAUUUCCAGGGUGGGUGCAAUUACACUGCAGUCGAAAUCUGCAGCAACUCCUCCGAGCGCUUCUCGGUGACGACUCGGAACGAACAUCGCGGGAGCCCGCACUGGACGGCUCUCAACUCGGUGGCCAUCUCGUUGAGAAACAUACACUUGGCUCUGAGGAAGAACAAGGAGGUCUACGUGAAUGGAGCCAAAGUUGAUCUUCCUCUGAAGCUACACCCAGAGCUUCGGGUGGAGGAGCAGCCUCCAUAUGUGGUUGUCGACAGCCCCCUUGGCUUUCUGGUGAAGUUUGAUGGAGAUCAGGAGCUGUUCAUCCAAGUGGACGAGAGAUACCAGGGACACCUAUGUGGGCUGUGUGGCACGUACUCGGGCAGCCAGCUGGAUGAUUUCCAACGGCCAGAUGGGAUCCUGGAUCACGAUCCCAACAAAUUUGGCAACAGCUGGAGAGUGGCAGAUGGCCAGUGGAGUUGUCUCCCAGAACCACCACCCCCACCCCACUGCGACCCUGCGCAAGAGGCAGCUUUCGAAGAUCUGUGCAGAGUGGUUCUGUCCACAAACGGGCCUUUUGCGGACUGCCAUUGGAGCAUCCCUCCUCAGCUGUACUUCGAGAGCUGCGUGUAUGACCAGUGUGCCACCGGGGGACAUACAGGGCAGUUGUGCAAAAGUCUGGAAGCAUAUGCCGCCGCCUGCGAAGGGAACGGCGUAGACCUCGGCGACUGGAGAAAGGAUACGGCUUGCGCAUGGAUUACUACCACCCCUGGAGAUUCUACCACCAGCCCGACCCCUCCCACACCAGAUCCGGUAGCGCGCUGCAACUUCUCCUGCUCCUUCGAGGAGGACUUCUGCUCCUGGACCCAAUCGUCCACUGACAGCUUUGACUGGAGACGGCACAAAGGCCCAACAUCCUCGCCGGACACAGGACCCUCGUACGACCACACCACUGGAGGGGGCUAUUUCAUUUACCUGGAUGGAAGCGAUGCCAACCCUGGUGAUGUGGCACACUUGAUUAGCCCUACAUGCAACCCUCAGAGGCCCCUGUGCUUCCGCUUCUGGUAUCACAUGUAUGGCGUAGCCCGCACGAUGGCGCUGCGCUUUUAUGUCAGCUUGGAUGAUGGACCACGUUUUCUGGUCUGGUCUGAAACGGGGAACAAGGGCAGCCGGUGGCAGGCAGCAGAAUUCAGCGUGGUUCACAAAGGAAGGGUGAAGGUGGGCGGGCAGCCAGUCGUCGUCCCCUCCACCCCAACACGGGGCGUGGAGAUCUUACCCAGCGGCUCCUACACGGUGGUUUCUACGGAAUUUGGGUUGAGAGUCAAGUUUGACGGAGACCACCAAGUGGAAGUGUCGCUCCCCAGCACGUAUGAGGGCGAGGUCUGCGGCAUGUGUGGCAACUACAACGGGGAUCCUUCCGACGAUUCCCUCAACCCCCGUGGGGAACCAGAGCCUGACUCCACCAGCCUGGGCAACAGCUGGCAGGUGGCCAACCUCACCAGUUGCUCCUCAGGCUCCGCUCCUGUCUGCACGGAGGCCGAGAAAGACACAGCCGAGAGCAGCGGUUUCUGCGGACGGCUGACGGACACGAGCGGGCCGUUCAGACACUGCCAUAGCGCCUUGGACCCGACGGGGCAUUUUGCCAGCUGCCUUUAUGAUCAGUGCGCCUUGCACUUAGAUCCAGGCUCCCUCUGCAGGAGCUUGCAGUCCUACGCAGACGCCUGCCAGUCCCUGGGAAUUCCCAUAGAGCCCUGGAGGAACUCGACCUUUUGUCCCAUCCGAUGCGCGCUCCACAGCCACUAUGAGCCAUGCGCCAACGCCUGUCCAUCCACUUGCGUGAACCCAAGCGCUCCGGCCACCUGCAAUUGGCCAUGCACGGAAGCCUGCGUCUGCGACCCUGGGUUCUUCCUCAACGAUGGCACCUGUGUGCCCAGCCAGCAGUGUGGGUGCUGGCACCAGGGUAAGCAUUAUCCCGUGGGCUCCAGCUUUUGGACCGACGACACCUGCUCCACCAGAUGCACGUGCCCCAGUCGAGGUGGCCAGCUGAGCUGCUCCGGCGCUUCCUGCCCAAAAGAUCAUUACUGCGGAGUCCAAAACGGCGUCCCAGAGUGCUACCUUCAUACCUAUGGGGUCUGCCGCGUCCACAACGACCCUCAUUACAACACCUUUGACAAAAUGACCCACCACUUCAUGGGCAGCUGCACCUACACCCUGGUCAAGGUCUGCACCAAUGAGACCGGGCUGCCCUACUUUAACGUCGAGGCCAAGAACGAGCAUCGCGGGAAUCCCUCCGUGUCCUACGUUCAGCGGGUCCUGGUGGAGGUUUACGGGCAGCGGAUUGAAAUUCUCAAAGGACACAAGGGUCAAGUGCUGGUGAACAAAGUGCUUACCAGCCUUUCUGUGCGCAAGCUGAACGACUCGGUGAAAGUGGGCGUAAAUGGACGCUACGUGACCCUAGAAACCGAUUUCGGGCUGACGGUCUCUUACGACACAGAUCACUCGGUGGAAAUCAGGGUCCCCACCACCUUCUUCAACAAGACCUGCGGCAUGUGCGGGAACUUCAACAGCCGCAGGCAGGAUGACUACAUGAUGCCCAACGGAGAGCAAGCCGAGGAUUCCAAUCAGCUGGGAAAGAGCUGGCAAGUUCCCAAUGCGGAGUACGACCCCCCCAAUUGCAGGGACACACCACCGCCACCCCCUUGUCCCCCUGAGCUGAGAAAUCUCUAUGGGACAGAGGCCUACUGCGGACAACUUACCAGUAGCCAGGGACCGUUGGCAGCCUGCCACUCCGCAAUCAACCCCGAGAGCUUCUUCACCAGUUGCGUCUUUGACCUGUGUGCCUUGAAUGGGUCCCCGGAGGCCUUGUGUGGUGCUCUGGAGGCUUAUGCUGACGCCUGCCAGAGAGCUGGCUUGCAUCUUCCCAACUGGCGGAAUGCCACUUCCUGCAUGAUCCCUUGCGAUGCUCAUAGCCAUUACAACGUGUGCACCACUUCCUGCCCCGCCACCUGUUCCAGCCCACUGGCUCCAGGGAACUGCAGCAAGCCUUGCGUGGAGGGCUGCGAAUGCGACGAGGGUUUUGUCCUCAGCGAAGCACGGUGUGUGCCGCGGGAGGACUGCGGCUGCCUGGAUGGAGACCAAUAUUACGAGAAAGGAGAGACGUUCUGGCAGUCGGAUUGUCUCGGCCGAUGUCGCUGUGCAGAAAAUGGCAGCUUGGACUGUAAGCCGGACAGGUGCAAACCAGGCCAAGUCUGUAAAGUGCAGCAUGGCAUCCUGGGCUGCUACCCUGCAGACAAGGCCACCUGCCACAUCUACGGAGACCCCCACUAUGUCACCUUCGAUGGCCGACUCUACCAUUUCCAGGGUGGGUGCAAUUACACUGCAGUCGAAAUCUGCAGCAACUCCUCCGAGCGCUUCUCGGUGACGACUCGGAACGAACAUCGCGGGAGCCCGCACUGGACGGCUCUCAACUCGGUGGCCAUCUCGUUGAGAAACAUACACUUGGCUCUGAGGAAGAACAAGGAGGUCUACGUGAAUGGAGCCAAAGUUGAUCUUCCUCUGAAGCUACACCCAGAGCUUCGGGUGGAGGAGCAGCCUCCAUAUGUGGUUGUCGACAGCCCCCUUGGCUUUCUGGUGAAGUUUGAUGGAGAUCAGGAGCUGUUCAUCCAAGUGGACGAGAGAUACCAGGGACACCUAUGUGGGCUGUGUGGCACGUACUCGGGCAGCCAGCUGGAUGAUUUCCAACGGCCAGAUGGGAUCCUGGAUCACGAUCCCAACAAAUUUGGCAACAGCUGGAGAGUGGCAGAUGGCCAGUGGAGUUGUCUCCCAGAACCACCACCCCCACCCCACUGCGACCCUGCGCAAGAGGCAGCUUUCGAAGGUCUGUGCAGAGUGGUUCUGUCCACAAACGGGCCUUUUGCGGACUGCCAUUGGAGCAUCCCUCCUCAGCUGUACUUCGAGAGCUGCGUGUAUGACCAGUGUGCCACCGGGGGACAUACAGGGCAGUUGUGCAAAAGUCUGGAAGCAUAUGCCGCCGCCUGCGAAGGGAACGGCGUAGACCUCGGCGACUGGAGAAAGGAUACGGCUUGCGCAUGGAUUACUACCACCCCUGGAGAUUCUACCACCAGCCCGACCCCUCCCACACCAGGUGAGUCUCCUCAAAGCCAGGACAGAUCCGUUCUCCAGUUUUCCUCUUCCCUCUUUCCCAGAAUGAUGGUCCUCCUGUGCUUUGAGCUUGCCACCGAUUCGUGUUGGCUAAGGAGAGAGAAGUGCGGGGGACUGAGGAGCUUAGCUGUGGUUUGUGGGUCCAUGGGGCUCUUCUCCCUAAUUGCUGAUCCCACACACUCAGAAGCACUUUGUCUUUGUGGAGAGAUUGCUGUGGAGCUCCGGAGAGUUCUCGCCAAUGAGCGCGGGUCCUUGUGCGGAGCUGCCAAAACGAACCACCUCAUUUUGGCAGCUUUUUUUGCUUCACUCUCAAGGAAAACCCAGUGCUCAUGUCUCUUUUCAGCAUGGACACCAACCACCCCAGAACCUACAACCACAACGGAACCGCCCCCUCCCAGCCAAGAGUCCUGCCUGGUGUCGGGUGACCCGCAUUAUUACACCUUUGACAAGCAGACUCACCACUUCAUGGGCAACUGCACCUAUACUCUCUCCCGGCUGUGCGAGCGGAACAGCUCUCGACUGCCCUAUUUCAACGUGGAAGCGAGCAACGAGCACAGAGGGGGCAACACGCACGUCUCCUACGUGGAGAGCGUGGACGUUGAUGUCUUUGGCAUCCGGGUCACCCUGGGAAAGGGAGGAAGAGUGAAGGUGGGCGGGCAGCCAGUCGUCGUCCCCUCCACCCCAACACGGGGCGUGGAGAUCUUACCCAGCGGCUCCUACACGGUGGUUUCUACGGAAUUUGGGUUGAGAGUCAAGUUUGACGGAGACCACCAAGUGGAAGUGUCGCUCCCCAGCACGUAUGAGGGCGAGGUCUGCGGCAUGUGUGGCAACUACAACGGGGAUCCUUCCGACGAUUUCCUCAACCCCCGUGGGGAACCAGAGCCUGACUCCACCAGCCUGGGCAACAGCUGGCAGGUGGCCAACCUCACCAGUUGCUCCUCAGGCUCCGCUCCUGUCUGCACGGAGGCCGAGAAAGACACAGCCGAGAGCAGCGGUUUCUGCGGACGGCUGACGGACACGAGCGGGCCGUUCAGACACUGCCAUAGCGCCUUGGACCCGACGGGGCAUUUUGCCAGCUGCCUUUAUGAUCAGUGCGCCUUGCACUUAGAUCCAGGCUCCCUCUGCAGGAGCUUGCAGUCCUACGCAGACGCCUGCCAGUCCCUGGGAAUUCCCAUAGAGCCCUGGAGGAACUCGACCUUUUGUCCCAUCCGAUGCGCGCUCCACAGCCACUAUGAGCCAUGCGCCAACGCCUGUCCAUCCACUUGCGUGAACCCAAGCGCUCCGGCCACCUGCAAUUGGCCGUGCACGGAAGCCUGCGUCUGCGACCCUGGGUUCUUCCUCAACGAUGGCACCUGUGUGCCCAGCCAGCAGUGUGGGUGCUGGCACCAGGGUAAGCAUUAUCCCGUGGGCUCCAGCUUUUGGACCGACGACACCUGCUCCACCAGAUGCACGUGCCCCAGUCGAGGUGGCCAGCUGAGCUGCUCCGGCGCUUCCUGCCCAAAAGAUCAUUACUGCGGAGUCCAAAACGGCGUCCCAGAGUGCUACCUUCAUACCUAUGGGGUCUGCCGCGUCCACAACGACCCUCAUUACAACACCUUUGACAAAAUGACCCACCACUUCAUGGGCAGCUGCACCUACACCCUGGUCAAGGUCUGCACCAAUGAGACCGGGCUGCCCUACUUUAACGUCGAGGCCAAGAACGAGCAUCGCGGGAAUCCCUCCGUGUCCUACGUUCAGCGGGUCCUGGUGGAGGUUUACGGGCAGCGGAUUGAAAUUCUCAAAGGACACAAGGGUCAAGUGCUGGUGAACAAAGUGCUUACCAGCCUUUCUGUGCGCAAGCUGAACGACUCGGUGAAAGUGGGCGUAAAUGGACGCUACGUGACCCUAGAAACCGAUUUCGGGCUGACGGUCUCUUACGACACAGAUCACUCGGUGGAAAUCAGGGUCCCCACCACCUUCUUCAACAAGACCUGCGGCAUGUGCGGGAACUUCAACAGCCGCAGGCAGGAUGACUACAUGAUGCCCAACGGAGAGCAAGCCGAGGAUUCCAAUCAGCUGGGAAAGAGCUGGCAAGUUCCCAAUGCGGAGUACGACCCCCCCAAUUGCAGGGACACACCACCGCCACCCCCUUGUCCCCCUGAGCUGAGAAAUCUCUAUGGGACAGAGGCCUACUGCGGACAACUUACCAGUAGCCAGGGACCGUUGGCAGCCUGCCACUCCGCAAUCAACCCCGAGAGCUUCUUCACCAGUUGCGUCUUUGACCUGUGUGCCUUGAAUGGGUCCCCGGAGGCCUUGUGUGGUGCUCUGGAGGCUUAUGCUGACGCCUGCCAGAGAGCUGGCUUGCAUCUUCCCAACUGGCGGAAUGCCACUUCCUGCAUGAUCCCUUGCGAUGCUCAUAGCCAUUACAACGUGUGCACCACUUCCUGCCCCGCCACCUGUUCCAGCCCACUGGCUCCAGGGAACUGCAGCAAGCCUUGCGUGGAGGGCUGCGAAUGCGACGAGGGUUUUGUCCUCAGCGAAGCACGGUGUGUGCCGCGGGAGGACUGCGGCUGCCUGGAUGGAGACCAAUAUUACGAGAAAGGAGAGACGUUCUGGCAGUCGGAUUGUCUCGGCCGAUGUCGCUGUGCAGAAAAUGGCAGCUUGGACUGUAAGCCGGACAGGUGCAAACCAGGCCAAGUCUGUAAAGUGCAGCAUGGCAUCCUGGGCUGCUACCCUGCAGACAAGGCCACCUGCCACAUCUACGGAGACCCCCACUAUGUCACCUUCGAUGGCCGACUCUACCAUUUCCAGGGUGGGUGCAAUUACACUGCAGUCGAAAUCUGCAGCAACUCCUCCGAGCGCUUCUCGGUGACGACUCGGAACGAACAUCGCGGGAGCCCGCACUGGACGGCUCUCAACUCGGUGGCCAUCUCGUUGAGAAACAUACACUUGGCUCUGAGGAAGAACAAGGAGGUCUACGUGAAUGGAGCCAAAGUUGAUCUUCCUCUGAAGCUACACCCAGAGCUUCGGGUGGAGGAGCAGCCUCCAUAUGUGGUUGUCGACAGCCCCCUUGGCUUUCUGGUGAAGUUUGAUGGAGAUCAGGAGCUGUUCAUCCAAGUGGACGAGAGAUACCAGGGACACCUAUGUGGGCUGUGUGGCACGUACUCGGGCAGCCAGCUGGAUGAUUUCCAACGGCCAGAUGGGAUCCUGGAUCACGAUCCCAACAAAUUUGGCAACAGCUGGAGAGUGGCAGAUGGCCAGUGGAGUUGUCUCCCAGAACCACCACCCCCACCCCACUGCGACCCUGCGCAAGAGGCAGCUUUCGAAGGUCUGUGCAGAGUGGUUCUGUCCACAAACGGGCCUUUUGCGGACUGCCAUUGGAGCAUCCCUCCUCAGCUGUACUUCGAGAGCUGCGUGUAUGACCAGUGUGCCACCGGGGGACAUACAGGGCAGUUGUGCAAAAGUCUGGAAGCAUAUGCUGCCGCCUGCGAAGGGAACGGCGUAGACCUCGGCGACUGGAGAAAGGAUACGGCUUGCGCAUGGAUUACUACCACCCCUGGAGAUUCUACCACCAGCCCGACCCCUCCCACACCAGAUCCGGUAGCGCGCUGCAACUUCUCCUGCUCCUUCGAGGAGGACUUCUGCUCCUGGACCCAAUCGUCCACUGACAGCUUUGACUGGAGACGGCACAAAGGCCCAACAUCCUCGCCGGACACAGGACCCUCGUACGACCACACCACUGGAGGGGGCUAUUUCAUUUACCUGGAUGGAAGCGAUGCCAACCCUGGUGAUGUGGCACACUUGAUUAGCCCUACAUGCAACCCUCAGAGGCCCCUGUGCUUCCGCUUCUGGUAUCACAUGUAUGGCGUAGCCCGCACGAUGGCGCUGCGCUUUUAUGUCAGCUUGGAUGAUGGACCACGUUUUCUGGUCUGGUCUGAAACGGGGAACAAGGGCAGCCGGUGGCAGGCAGCAGAAUUCAGCGUGGUUCACAAAGGAAGGGUGAAGGUAAGGCUGAGGGUGGCACCUCUGUCACCAAACAUCUGGCCGAUAUCAUGGAAUCCUAGGAAAACCCAGUGCUCAUGUCUCUUUUCAGCAUGGACACCAACCACCCCAGAACCUACAACCACAACGGAACCGCCCCCUCCCAGCCAAGAGUCCUGCCUGGUGUCGGGUGACCCACAUUAUUACACCUUUGACAAGCAGACUCACCACUUCAUGGGCAACUGCACCUAUACUCUCUCCCGGCUGUGCGAGCGGAACAGCUCUCGACUGCCCUAUUUCAACGUGGAAGCGAGCAACGAGCACAGAGGGGGCAACACGCACGUCUCCUACGUGGAGAGCGUGGACGUUGAUGUCUUUGGCAUCCGGGUCACCCUGGGAAAGGGAGGAAGAGUGAAGGUGGGCGGGCAGCCAGUCGUCGUCCCCUCCACCCCAACACGGGGCGUGGAGAUCUUACCCAGCGGCUCCUACACGGUGGUUUCUACGGAAUUUGGGUUGAGAGUCAAGUUUGACGGAGACCACCAAGUGGAAGUGUCGCUCCCCAGCACGUAUGAGGGCGAGGUCUGCGGCAUGUGUGGCAACUACAACGGGGAUCCUUCCGACGAUUCCCUCAACCCCCGUGGGGAACCAGAGCCUGACUCCACCAGCCUGGGCAACAGCUGGCAGGUGGCCAACCUCACCAGUUGCUCCUCAGGCUCCGCUCCUGUCUGCACGGAGGCCGAGAAAGACACAGCCGAGAGCAGCGGUUUCUGCGGACGGCUGACGGACACGAGCGGGCCGUUCAGACACUGCCAUAGCGCCUUGGACCCGACGGGGCAUUUUGCCAGCUGCCUUUAUGAUCAGUGCGCCUUGCACUUAGAUCCAGGCUCCCUCUGCAGGAGCUUGCAGUCCUACGCAGACGCCUGCCAGUCCCUGGGAAUUCCCAUAGAGCCCUGGAGGAACUCGACCUUUUGUCCCAUCCGAUGCGCGCUCCACAGCCACUAUGAGCCAUGCGCCAACGCCUGUCCAUCCACUUGCGUGAACCCAAGCGCUCCGGCCACCUGCAAUUGGCCAUGCACGGAAGCCUGCGUCUGCGACCCUGGGUUCUUCCUCAACGAUGGCACCUGUGUGCCCAGCCAGCAGUGUGGGUGCUGGCACCAGGGUAAGCAUUAUCCCGUGGGCUCCAGCUUUUGGACCGACGACACCUGCUCCACCAGAUGCACGUGCCCCAGUCGAGGUGGCCAGCUGAGCUGCUCCGGCGCUUCCUGCCCAAAAGAUCAUUACUGCGGAGUCCAAAACGGCGUCCCAGAGUGCUACCUUCAUACCUAUGGGGUCUGCCGCGUCCACAACGACCCUCAUUACAACACCUUUGACAAAAUGACCCACCACUUCAUGGGCAGCUGCACCUACACCCUGGUCAAGGUCUGCACCAAUGAGACCGGGCUGCCCUACUUUAACGUCGAGGCCAAGAACGAGCAUCGCGGGAAUCCCUCCGUGUCCUACGUUCAGCGGGUCCUGGUGGAGGUUUACGGGCAGCGGAUUGAAAUUCUCAAAGGACACAAGGGUCAAGUGCUGGUGAACAAAGUGCUUACCAGCCUUUCUGUGCGCAAGCUGAACGACUCGGUGAAAGUGGGCGUAAAUGGACGCUACGUGACCCUAGAAACCGAUUUCGGGCUGACGGUCUCUUACGACACAGAUCACUCGGUGGAAAUCAGGGUCCCCACCACCUUCUUCAACAAGACCUGCGGCAUGUGCGGGAACUUCAACAGCCGCAGGCAGGAUGACUACAUGAUGCCCAACGGAGAGCAAGCCGAGGAUUCCAAUCAGCUGGGAAAGAGCUGGCAAGUUCCCAAUGCGGAGUACGACCCCCCCAAUUGCAGGGACACACCACCGCCACCCCCUUGUCCCCCUGAGCUGAGAAAUCUCUAUGGGACAGAGGCCUACUGCGGACAACUUACCAGUAGCCAGGGACCGUUGGCAGCCUGCCACUCCGCAAUCAACCCCGAGAGCUUCUUCACCAGUUGCGUCUUUGACCUGUGUGCCUUGAAUGGGUCCCCGGAGGCCUUGUGUGGUGCUCUGGAGGCUUAUGCUGACGCCUGCCAGAGAGCUGGCUUGCAUCUUCCCAACUGGCGGAAUGCCACUUCCUGCAUGAUCCCUUGCGAUGCUCAUAGCCAUUACAACGUGUGCACCACUUCCUGCCCCGCCACCUGUUCCAGCCCACUGGCUCCAGGGAACUGCAGCAAGCCUUGCGUGGAGGGCUGCGAAUGCGACGAGGGUUUUGUCCUCAGCGAAGCACGGUGUGUGCCGCGGGAGGACUGCGGCUGCCUGGAUGGAGACCAAUAUUACGAGAAAGGAGAGACGUUCUGGCAGUCGGAUUGUCUCGGCCGAUGUCGCUGUGCAGAAAAUGGCAGCUUGGACUGUAAGCCGGACAGGUGCAAACCAGGCCAAGUCUGUAAAGUGCAGCAUGGCAUCCUGGGCUGCUACCCUGCAGACAAGGCCACCUGCCACAUCUACGGAGACCCCCACUAUGUCACCUUCGAUGGCCGACUCUACCAUUUCCAGGGUGGGUGCAAUUACACUGCAGUCGAAAUCUGCAGCAACUCCUCCGAGCGCUUCUCGGUGACGACUCGGAACGAACAUCGCGGGAGCCCGCACUGGACGGCUCUCAACUCGGUGGCCAUCUCGUUGAGAAACAUACACUUGGCUCUGAGGAAGAACAAGGAGGUCUACGUGAAUGGAGCCAAAGUUGAUCUUCCUCUGAAGCUACACCCAGAGCUUCGGGUGGAGGAGCAGCCUCCAUAUGUGGUUGUCGACAGCCCCCUUGGCUUUCUGGUGAAGUUUGAUGGAGAUCAGGAGCUGUUCAUCCAAGUGGACGAGAGAUACCAGGGACACCUAUGUGGGCUGUGUGGCACGUACUCGGGCAGCCAGCUGGAUGAUUUCCAACGGCCAGAUGGGAUCCUGGAUCACGAUCCCAACAAAUUUGGCAACAGCUGGAGAGUGGCAGAUGGCCAGUGGAGUUGUCUCCCAGAACCACCACCCCCACCCCACUGCGACCCUGCGCAAGAGGCAGCUUUCGAAGGUCUGUGCAGAGUGGUUCUGUCCACAAACGGGCCUUUUGCGGACUGCCAUUGGAGCAUCCCUCCUCAGCUGUACUUCGAGAGCUGCGUGUAUGACCAGUGUGCCACCGGGGGACAUACAGGGCAGUUGUGCAAAAGUCUGGAAGCAUAUGCCGCCGCCUGCGAAGGGAACGGCGUAGACCUCGGCGACUGGAGAAAGGAUACGGCUUGCGCAUGGAUUACUACCACCCCUGGAGAUUCUACCACCAGCCCGACCCCUCCCACACCAGGUGAGUCUCCUCAAAGCCAGGACAGAUCCGUUCUCCAGUUUUCCUCUUCCCUCUUUCCCAGAAUGAUGGUCCUCCUGUGCUUUGAGCUUGCCACCGAUUCGUGUUGGCUAAGGAGAGAGAAGUGCGGGGGACUGAGGAGCUUAGCUGUGGUUUGUGGGUCCAUGGGGCUCUUCUCCCUAAUUGCUGAUCCCACACACUCAGAAGCACUUUGUCUUUGUGGAGAGAUUGCUGUGGAGCUCCGGAGAGUUCUCGCCAAUGAGCGCGGGUCCUUGUGCGGAGCUGCCAAAACGAACCACCUCAUUUUGGCAGCUUUUUUUGCUUCACUCUCAAGGAAAACCCAGUGCUCAUGUCUCUUUUCAGCAUGGACACCAACCACCCCAGAACCUACAACCACAACGGAACCGCCCCCUCCCAGCCAAGAGUCCUGCCUGGUGUCGGGUGACCCGCAUUAUUACACCUUUGACAAGCAGACUCACCACUUCAUGGGCAACUGCACCUAUACUCUCUCCCGGCUGUGCGAGCGGAACAGCUCUCGACUGCCCUAUUUCAACGUGGAAGCGAGCAACGAGCACAGAGGGGGCAACACGCACGUCUCCUACGUGGAGAGCGUGGACGUUGAUGUCUUUGGCAUCCGGGUCACCCUGGGAAAGGGAGGAAGAGUGAAGGUGGGCGGGCAGCCAGUCGUCGUCCCCUCCACCCCAACACGGGGCGUGGAGAUCUUACCCAGCGGCUCCUACACGGUGGUUUCUACGGAAUUUGGGUUGAGAGUCAAGUUUGACGGAGACCACCAAGUGGAAGUGUCGCUCCCCAGCACGUAUGAGGGCGAGGUCUGCGGCAUGUGUGGCAACUACAACGGGGAUCCUUCCGACGAUUUCCUCAACCCCCGUGGGGAACCAGAGCCUGACUCCACCAGCCUGGGCAACAGCUGGCAGGUGGCCAACCUCACCAGUUGCUCCUCAGGCUCCGCUCCUGUCUGCACGGAGGCCGAGAAAGACACAGCCGAGAGCAGCGGUUUCUGCGGACGGCUGACGGACACGAGCGGGCCGUUCAGACACUGCCAUAGCGCCUUGGACCCGACGGGGCAUUUUGCCAGCUGCCUUUAUGAUCAGUGCGCCUUGCACUUAGAUCCAGGCUCCCUCUGCAGGAGCUUGCAGUCCUACGCAGACGCCUGCCAGUCCCUGGGAAUUCCCAUAGAGCCCUGGAGGAACUCGACCUUUUGUCCCAUCCGAUGCGCGCUCCACAGCCACUAUGAGCCAUGCGCCAACGCCUGUCCAUCCACUUGCGUGAACCCAAGCGCUCCGGCCACCUGCAAUUGGCCGUGCACGGAAGCCUGCGUCUGCGACCCUGGGUUCUUCCUCAACGAUGGCACCUGUGUGCCCAGCCAGCAGUGUGGGUGCUGGCACCAGGGUAAGCAUUAUCCCGUGGGCUCCAGCUUUUGGACCGACGACACCUGCUCCACCAGAUGCACGUGCCCCAGUCGAGGUGGCCAGCUGAGCUGCUCCGGCGCUUCCUGCCCAAAAGAUCAUUACUGCGGAGUCCAAAACGGCGUCCCAGAGUGCUACCUUCAUACCUAUGGGGUCUGCCGCGUCCACAACGACCCUCAUUACAACACCUUUGACAAAAUGACCCACCACUUCAUGGGCAGCUGCACCUACACCCUGGUCAAGGUCUGCACCAAUGAGACCGGGCUGCCCUACUUUAACGUCGAGGCCAAGAACGAGCAUCGCGGGAAUCCCUCCGUGUCCUACGUUCAGCGGGUCCUGGUGGAGGUUUACGGGCAGCGGAUUGAAAUUCUCAAAGGACACAAGGGUCAAGUGCUGGUGAACAAAGUGCUUACCAGCCUUUCUGUGCGCAAGCUGAACGACUCGGUGAAAGUGGGCGUAAAUGGACGCUACGUGACCCUAGAAACUGAUUUCGGGCUGACGGUCUCUUACGACACAGAUCACUCGGUGGAAAUCAGGGUCCCCACCACCUUCUUCAACAAGACCUGCGGCAUGUGCGGGAACUUCAACAGCCGCAGGCAGGAUGACUACAUGAUGCCCAACGGAGAGCAAGCCGAGGAUUCCAAUCAGCUGGGAAAGAGCUGGCAAGUUCCCAAUGCGGAGUACGACCCCCCCAAUUGCAGGGACACACCACCGCCACCCCCUUGUCCCCCUGAGCUGAGAAAUCUCUAUGGGACAGAGGCCUACUGCGGACAACUUACCAGUAGCCAGGGACCGUUGGCAGCCUGCCACUCCGCAAUCAACCCCGAGAGCUUCUUCACCAGUUGCGUCUUUGACCUGUGUGCCUUGAAUGGGUCCCCGGAGGCCUUGUGUGGUGCUCUGGAGGCUUAUGCUGACGCCUGCCAGAGAGCUGGCUUGCAUCUUCCCAACUGGCGGAAUGCCACUUCCUGCAUGAUCCCUUGCGAUGCUCAUAGCCAUUACAACGUGUGCACCACUUCCUGCCCCGCCACCUGUUCCAGCCCACUGGCUCCAGGGAACUGCAGCAAGCCUUGCGUGGAGGGCUGCGAAUGCGACGAGGGUUUUGUCCUCAGCGAAGCACGGUGUGUGCCGCGGGAGGACUGCGGCUGCCUGGAUGGAGACCAAUAUUACGAGAAAGGAGAGACGUUCUGGCAGUCGGAUUGUCUCGGCCGAUGUCGCUGUGCAGAAAAUGGCAGCUUGGACUGUAAGCCGGACAGUUGCAAACCAGGCCAAGUCUGUAAAGUGCAGCAUGGCAUCCUGGGCUGCUACCCUGCAGACAAGGCCACCUGCCACAUCUACGGAGACCCCCACUAUGUCACCUUCGAUGGCCGACUCUACCAUUUCCAGGGUGGGUGCAAUUACACUGCAGUCGAAAUCUGCAGCAACUCCUCCGAGCGCUUCUCGGUGACGACUCGGAACGAACAUCGCGGGAGCCCGCACUGGACGGCUCUCAACUCGGUGGCCAUCUCGUUGAGAAACAUACACUUGGCUCUGAGGAAGAACAAGGAGGUCUACGUGAAUGGAGCCAAAGUUGAUCUUCCUCUGAAGCUACACCCAGAGCUUCGGGUGGAGGAGCAGCCUCCAUAUGUGGUUGUCGACAGCCCCCUUGGCUUUCUGGUGAAGUUUGAUGGAGAUCAGGAGCUGUUCAUCCAAGUGGACGAGAGAUACCAGGGACACCUAUGUGGGCUGUGUGGCACGUACUCGGGCAGCCAGCUGGAUGAUUUCCAACGGCCAGAUGGGAUCCUGGAUCACGAUCCCAACAAAUUUGGCAACAGCUGGAGAGUGGCAGAUGGCCAGUGGAGUUGUCUCCCAGAACCACCACCCCCACCCCACUGCGACCCUGCGCAAGAGGCAGCUUUCGAAGGUCUGUGCAGAGUGGUUCUGUCCACAAACGGGCCUUUUGCGGACUGCCAUUGGAGCAUCCCUCCUCAGCUGUACUUCGAGAGCUGCGUGUAUGACCAGUGUGCCACCGGGGGACAUACAGGGCAGUUGUGCAAAAGUCUGGAAGCAUAUGCCGCCGCCUGCGAAGGGAACGGCGUAGACCUCGGCGACUGGAGAAAGGAUACGGCUUGCGCAUGGAUUACUACCACCCCUGGAGAUUCUACCACCAGCCCGACCCCUCCCACACCAGGUGAGUCUCCUCAAAGCCAGGACAGAUCCGUUCUCCAGUUUUCCUCUUCCCUCUUUCCCAGAAUGAUGGUCCUCCUGUGCUUUGAGCUUGCCACCGAUUCGUGUUGGCUAAGGAGAGAGAAGUGCGGGGGACUGAGGAGCUCAGCUGUGGUUUGUGGGUCCAUGGGGCUCUUCUCCCUAAUUGCUGAUCCCACACACUCAGAAGCACUUUGUCUUUGUGGAGAGAUUGCUGUGGAGCUCUGGAGAGUUCUUGCCAAUGAGCGCGUGUCCUUGUGUGGACCUGCCAAAACGAACCACCUCGUUUUGGCAGCUUUGUGUGUUUCCCGUGUUGUCUGCACUGCCUCAGGUGACCCACAUUACACCACCUUUGAUGGCCGUGUCCACCAUUUCAUGGGCAACUGUACCUACACCUUGGCCAAAGUCUGCACCAAUUCCAGCAGUGGUCUGGGUGUCUUUGAUGUGUCUACCACCAACGAGCACCGGGGCUCCAACCAGGUUGUGUCCUACGUCAAUUCAGUGCACAUGGAGGUGUACGGAACCCGGGUGUCUUUGCUGAAGAACAGGAGAGUUAAUGUCAAUGGCACUCGGAGGAACCUGCCUGUGUUCAUUGGGGGCAACAAGAUUGUGGUGCAGAACAGCGGUGGCUACGUGUUCUUGGAAACAGACUUUGGCCUGGGCAUCCGCUUUGAUGGGAACCAAUAUGUGGAAGUCUCCCUGCCACCUGCAUACCAGGGACUGCUCUGUGGCCUGUGUGGUAAUUUCAAUGGGGAUCCAGGAGAUGACAAUCUAAAGCCUGAUGGACAACCUGCAGGAAGCUCUACCCACCUCGGAAACAGUUGGCUUGUCCCAGACAACACCAGCAAGUGUUCCAGCCCAUCAGAAUCAUGUGCCCCAGAGCUGGAGGAUGAAAUUCGGAGGGAUCCUGCUUGCAACCUGAUCACAGAUCCAACAGGCCCCUUCAGGCAGUGCCACGCUGUGGUGGACCCAGCCCAUUUCUUGGAGAACUGCAUUUAUGAUGCGUGCCUCACCCACGGGCAGCAGACCUCUGUCUGCCAUGGACUGCAAGCUUACGCUGCAUCGUGUUCCAAUGCUGGAGUGUGUGUGGAAUGGCGGAACGCCACCCUCUGUCCCGUCUCCUGCCCUGCCGGCAGCCAUUACAGCAGCUGUGGGAACCGGUGCGCUUCCAGCUGCAUCACACCCCUGGGGCGGCCCCCCUGCAGCCCUUUGCCUGCAGAUGGAUGCUUCUGUAACGAAGGGUUCGUCCUGAGCGGAGACAGAUGUGUUCCCAAGAGUGACUGCGGCUGUGUGGAUCACCAGCACAACUACUACCAGGCGGGUGUUUCUCCCCUGGGGCAGGGGGUGCUGGGAGAGAAUUGGUUCAUCAAUGAGCUCUGCAGUGAGCGAUGCACCUGUGGGCGCAACAAUACUAUCACGUGCACAUCAUGGCACUGUGGCGUGCAGGAGAAAUGUGUUGCUCAGGACGGAGUGCUGGGCUGCUACACCAAGAGCCAAGCAUCGUGCCACGUGGUUGGUGAUCCCCAUUAUUACACCUUUGACAAAGUCAUGCACACCUUCCUGGGCACCUGCCUGUAUACCCUGGUCACUGCCUGUGACAGCAGCAACAACUGCACCGUCACCCCCUUCAACAUCACUGGGAAGAAUGAAGACAGAGGCUUACGAGGAGCCACCUAUCUCCGGGAGGUCCACGUGGAUGUGUACGACAUCCGGAUCACACUCCAGAAAAACAAGAAGAUUCUGCUCAACAGGAUGAGAACCUACACACCAGUGGAAAGCCGCUCCCAACAAAACUCCGUGACAGUGGGGAAUGUUGGAAUUUACGUGGUGGUGGAAACUGACUUUGGGCUGAUGGUGAAAUACGAUGGGAAUCAGUACUUGGAGAUCAGCCUGCCAAGCUCCUACUUCUCUCAGGUGCGUGGCCUCUGUGGGAACUACAAUGGCCAAACAGAAGAUGAGCUGCUGAUGCCCAAUGGAUCCCAGGCCAAGAAUGUCACUCAGUUUGGGAACAGUUGGAAGGUGGAAGAUCCUGAUGACUCAGGCUGCCUGCCAGACACCCGUCCAGAACUGGGGCCGCCCUGCACCCAGGAAGCCCGACCAUCUGUGGAAGCACAGUGCCAUGUUCUGCAAUCCAGCGCCUUUGUCCCUUGCCACCGCCUGGUGCAGCCAGACCUCUUCAUCCAGACCUGUGUCUAUGACAUGUGCAAGUAUGAUGGGAUGCGUGCCACGCUGUGCGCUGUGGUGCAAGCCUAUACGGAUGCCUGCCAGGCCAAGGGAGUCACCAUCCAGUGGAGGAACAGCACUUUCUGCCCUCUGCCCUGCCCUCCCAACAGCUUUUACUCCAGCUGUGCUCCUGCCUGUCCCCCCACCUGCAACAAUAUUUUCGCCAGUGAGCUCUGCGAGAAGCCGCCCGGGCAGUGCCUGGAAGGCUGUGUCUGCAACGAGGGCUUCGUGCUCAGCGACGACCAGUGUGUGCCGCUGAGCCAGUGCGGCUGUCGGGACAAGGACGGCGGGUACCACAAGAUUGGAGAGAGCUGGCUCACCCCACACUGCAGCCAAAAGUGCCGCUGUCGCCGAGGGGGCACCAUCAAGUGCCAGGACUUUGGCUGUGAGCCUGGGGAGGUCUGUGAGUCCAAGAAGAAUGGGAAGUUACACUGCAAGCCAACAGGAUUUGGGAAGUGCUUGAUCACAGGAGACCCCCACUACAUGACCUUCGACGGCCUGCUGCACCACUUCCAAGGGCUGGACACCUACGUGCUCUCCCAGACCCGCCCUGGUGCCUCGGAACGCCUUGAGCCUUUCAGCGUUGAGGGGACCAACCGGUUGGUGGUCGGGGCCAGGGAGCCCUCGGUGCUGAAGGAGCUGCUGAUCCGGGUCUACAACCAUACGGUGCUCCUCAGGCAGAGAAGGAAGCUUGUGGUGGACGGAGUGGCAACUGUGCCCCCGGUGCGACCGCACGAAGGCCUUCGCAUCCAGCAGAGCGGAAGGCUGAUUUUCUUGGAGUCCGACUUUGGCCUCUCAGUCAGCUUUGACGGCUUGGAGAAUUCAGGCAUCCUGCUCCCCAACAGCUAUAGGAAGAACGUUGAGGGGCUCUGCAGCAACUUUGAUGGGAGAUACAAGAAUGACUUCACCACGCCAGAUGGCACCCUGGUCAAAGACGUGACCACCUUUGGGGAGAGCUGGCGAGUCCCUGUUGAAAGAGGACCUUCCCGUCUCAGGCGAGACCUCCUGUCAGAAGAACCCCUGGAGGAGGCCAAGCUGGACGAGUUGGACGUGGGGUUUGCCCUCCUUUGCUCCCAAGAGGACCUGCAGACCAUCAACAGCAGCUCCGCCUGUGGAGUCCUGGCAGACCCGAACGGGCCAUUCCGAGGGUGCUUCGCCCACGAGGCCCCCAGCCCCUUCCUACAGAGCUGCCUCUUCGACAUGUGCACCGAGGCCGACCGGGUCACUCGCCUGUGCCCCAUCCUGGAGCAGUAUGCCCAGGCCUGCCAGCGCAAGAACGUCUCCGUGGCCACCUGGAGGGCAGCGACGGGCUGCGCUCCCGACUGCCCGCCCCACAGCACGUACAGCCCGUGCAUGUCCGCCUGUCCCCCGUCGUGCUCCGACCUGGCUGCGCCUGCCGACUGCAGCUCCUCCCCCUGCCUGGAGGGCUGCGCGUGCGACCCCGGCUACGUCCUCAGCGGCUUCGACUGCGUGCCCUUCCGCAACUGCGGCUGCAGCUUCAUGGGCAACUACUACCAGGUCUGGCAACGCUUCAUGGCAGAUGACUGCAGCCUAGACUGCAUCUGCACGGACAGUUCCAGCGUCUCCUGCUCCCGGACAGCCUGUCCCCAAGACCUUCAUUGUGGGAUCUUCAACUUCACCCGUGGGUGCUACCGCAGCCUUGCCGAGCCCUGCCAGCCAAACCCUUGUUUGCAUAAUGGAACUUGCGUGCCUGAUGGCAGUCCAGAUGCCUUUCACUGUGUGUGUCCUGAGAAAUAUCAAGGAAAAAACUGUGAGAUUGAGGUUACGCCAGAAGGUAAAGCCCUUCCUCAGCCCCCCCCCCCCCAUAGUUUUAGCUGA
Messenger RNA from Candoia aspera, 28261 nucleotides. RefSeq lists its product as uncharacterized. Gene Ontology annotation, molecular function: protein binding. NCBI's taxonomy places the organism in Eukaryota, Metazoa, Chordata, Lepidosauria, Squamata, Candoiidae. The record is from RefSeq and is a predicted model, not a curated record. Bases 158 to 28261 code for a protein of 9367 amino acids. The transcript is spliced from 100 exons. Gene Ontology annotation, cellular component: membrane.